Erinaceus europaeus (western European hedgehog) is the source of this 3998-nucleotide messenger RNA. RefSeq names its product ArfGAP with coiled-coil, ankyrin repeat and PH domains 3 (gene ACAP3). Gene Ontology annotation, cellular component: cytoplasm. The record is from RefSeq and is a predicted model, not a curated record. Gene Ontology annotation, molecular function: protein binding; GTPase activator activity. The transcript is spliced from 24 exons. Bases 415 to 2919 code for a protein of 834 amino acids. Lineage: Eukaryota; Metazoa; Chordata; Mammalia; Eulipotyphla; Erinaceidae.
GCGCGUCCCGCCCAGGCUGUUUUUUUCAAGCGCGGCGAGUUGCGCAACGACCAGAUCCCUAGGGCGGGCGUCCUCACGCACUGCCUGCGUUCGCUCGCUAGCUGACGGCCCGAAGCCGCCUGUCGCGGGCUCGCCUCCAUCUGUUUCAGGGGGUCUUGCUUGGACUGCUGGGCGGGCCUCGCAUGGAGGGAAUUUGGCGACGCUCCCCGGAGGUGACAGCGCGCGUGGCACUUGGGCGACGCUCCCUGGCUGUGACAGCCCGCAGGCACUUGGGCGACGCUCCCUGGCGGUGACAGCGGGCGGGGCGGGCGGCCUGGUUCCGGAGCGGGCGGGACAGCGGCGGGACAGAGGGCCGCCACCGGGGAUGCCGCUCGAGACGCCGUGGUCCUCGUGCCAGUAAGCGCCGCCGCAGCCAUGACGGUGGAGUUCGAGGAGUGCAUCAAGGACUCGCCGCGCUUCAGGGCAACGAUCGACGAGGUGGAGACAGAUGUGGUGGAGGUUGAGGCCAAGCUGGACAAGCUGGUCAAGCUGUGCAGUGGCAUGAUUGAGGCGGGCAAGGCCUACGUCACCACCAACAGGCUCUUCGUGAGUGGCGUCCGGGACCUGUCCCAGCAGUGCCAGGGAGACACUGUCAUUUCGGAGUGUCUGCAGAGGUUUGGAGACAGCAUGCAGGAGAUGGUCAACUACCACAUGAUCCUCUUCGACCAGGCCCAGAGGUCCGUGCGUCAGCAGCUCCACAACUUUGUUAAAGAGGAUGUGAGGAAGUUCAAGGAGACCAAGAAGCAGUUUGACAAGGUACGGGAGGACAUGGAGCUGUCCCUGGUGAGGAAUGCCCAGGCCCCUCGCCACCGGCCCCAUGAGGUAGAGGAGGCCACUGGUGCUCUGACCCUUACCCGGAAGUGCUUCCGCCACCUGGCUCUGGACUAUGUGCUCCAGAUCAAUGUCCUCCAAGCCAAGAAGAAGUUUGAGAUCCUGGAUUCUAUGCUUUCCUUCAUGCACGCGCAGUACAGCUUCUUCCAGCAGGGCUACAGCCUGCUGCACCAGUUGGACCCCUACAUGAAGAAGCUGGCAGCAGAGCUGGACCAGCUGGUGAUCGACUCAGCUGUGGAGAAGCGGGAGAUGGAGCGCAAGCAUGCAGCCAUACAGCAGCGGACUCUGCUACAGGACUUCUCCUAUGAUGAGCCUAAGGCUGAGUUUGAUGUGGAUGCACCCAGUGGUGUGGUGAUGGAGGGCUACCUCUUCAAAAGAGCCAGCAAUGCCUUUAAGACAUGGAACCGACGCUGGUUCUCCAUACAGAAUAGCCAGCUGGUCUACCAGAAGAAGCUCAAGGAUGUGCUGACCGUGGUGGUGGAUGACCUGCGCCUGUGCUCUGUGAAGCCCUGUGAGGACAUUGAGCGGAGGUUCUGCUUUGAGGUUGUGUCACCAACCAAGAGCUGCAUGCUGCAGGCCGACUCCGAGAAGCUUCGGCAGGCCUGGGUGCAGGCUGUGCAGGCCAGCAUUGCCUCUGCCUACCGGGAGAGCCCGGACAGCUGCUUCAGUGAGAGGCUGGACCGCACUGCAUCACCAUCCACCAGCAGCAUUGACUCAGCAUCUGACUCUCGGGAGCGCAGCGCCAAGGGUGACAGUGUGCUGCAGCGUGUGCAGAACGUGGCAGGCAACGGGCAGUGUGGUGACUGUGGCCAGCCAGACCCGCGGUGGGCCAGCAUUAACCUGGGAGUGCUACUGUGCAUUGAGUGCUCAGGCAUCCACAGGAGUCUGGGUGUCCACUGCUCCAAGGUGCGUUCUCUGACACUGGACUCAUGGGAGCCAGAGCUGUUGAAGCUGAUGUGUGAGCUGGGCAACAGCAUGGUGAAUCAGAUCUACGAGGCCCAGUGCGAGGGCCUGGGCAGCAGGAAGCCCACAGCCAGCAGCCCCAGGCAGGACAAGGAGGCCUGGAUCAAGGACAAGUAUGUGGAGAAAAAGUUCCUGCGGAAGCCGCCCUGCCUGCCUCUGCGGGAGGCCCCCAGGCACAGGAGGGCACCCCACUGCCACCACCAGCUGGGCUCCCCGCGGGCUCCUGCCCCUCACCGCAAGGUCCGGCUGGAGCCAGGGCUGCCUGCAGUGGCCGCUCUCUCCUCAGCAGCUGCUGCGGAGCGCAAAUUCCGCCGGGACUCGCUCUUUUGCCCGGAUGAACUGGAUUCGCUCUUCUCCUAUUUCGACGCCGGGGCCGCUGCUGCAGGUCCUCGCAGUCUGAGCAGCGACAGCGGCUUGGGGGGCAGCUCCGAUGGCAGCUCGGAUGUGCUGGCCUUCGUGGGCACCAUGGUAGACUGCGUCACCGAGGAGGCUGGCACGGAGUCCGAAGAGUCCAGCGGGGAGGCGGACGGGGAGGCAGAGGCUGAGGCCUGGGGCCCUGCGGACGUGCGGGAGCUGCACCCUGGGCUCCUGGCUCACCGCGCAGCGCGCACCCGUGACCUCCCGGCGCUGGCCGCAGCGCUGGCCCAUGGGGCCGAGGUCAACUGGGCUGACACGGACGACGAGGGCAAGACGCCGCUGGUGCAGGCCGUGCUGGGGGGCUCCUUGAUCAUCUGCGAAUUCCUCUUGCAAAACGGCGCCGAUGUGAACCAAAGAGACAGCCGGGGUCGGGCGCCCCUGCACCACGCCACGCUCUUGGGCCGCACUGGCCAGGUCUGCCUGUUCUUGAAGAGGGGCGCAGACCAGCAUGCCCUGGACCAGGAGCAGCAGGACCCGCUGAGCAUUGCGGUGCAGGAGGCCAAUGCCGACAUCGUCACGCUGCUCCGUCUGGCCCGCAUGGCUGAGGAGAUGCGGGAGGCUGAGGCGCCUCCAGGCCAGCUGGGACCGCUGGCCGGCAGCAGCCCCACCGAGCUGCAGUAUCGCAGGUGCAUCCAGGAGUUCAUUGGCCUGCACCUGGAGGACAGCUAGGGCCUGCCCCCACCCACCUGCCUGACCCUGACACCACCGAUGGGGCCGCUCCUGGGGUUGUUUGGACUCCCAGGGCCAGAGGAGGGACCAGGAACCUGGAGGUUUGCCCCUCCCCACCCAUGGUCCUGCGACUCCAGGGGCUCCCUCCUGGGGUCCUGGGUUGUCUAUGUAGGAGACCACUCACCAGGCCAUGUCACCUGUGCCCACAUCUGUACUGCCUCCACAUACUGACCUGCUAGUUGGGUCUCUCCUCCGCACCCCUGAAGCCCCUCUCCCCACUGGCCCCGGGGCUGGUGGCUGGCCACUGCUGCCUCACUGGGGGCUAUAGGCCACCCACCCAGGGAAUCAACCCAUGUACCUCACUUAGUGACACCCCCCACCACCACCACUGGGCUGCUUGGGGACUGCGAGCAGUGGCCCUCUCUGACCGAGGGUGUCUGAGGCUAGGGAAUAGCCAGGUGGGCCCCUGUGUCCCCCUCCUCCAGAGGCCUGUGGCCGUGAGACCACAAAAUGACUUUGGCACUUUCCAGCCUGGCAUUCAAUGCCCUUUGUCCCUUGGGCUGAGUGUAAGUGCAUUUUCUCCAGCGACCUCACUCUUGCCAGUGCUUCACCCGUGGGCCCCAAGGACUCCCUUGACCCCUGCUAUGGGUGCUGCUGCUGGAGGUGGCCCUGCAGCUCUGUCUGUCCCUCAGCAGCCUAGCCCUCAAGUUGGACCCUUGGGUGGGUCCAGGGGUCCCUCAGGUCCCUUCCCAGGGCCCUCAAUGCCUUCCAAGGUCCCCUUUCCCAGGAGAGCCUGGGGCAGUGGCUGGUCCUCUCCCCACCUUGGGGCCCUCAAUCCUGCAAGGCCAGUUGGCUGCCCACUAUGCAAAGGGGGUCUGGGAGAGGUCCUGGGGUGGCAAAGGGGGGUGCUGGGCUGGGCCCCACUCCCUCGCCCUGGCUGUGACCCUAGAGAACCAAGUCUGCAUCCACUCCCUGCUUGAGUGCCCUCCUCCUUAUGGUCCCUCCCCAGUUCCCCCUCCAUCUGCAUGCCCCCCCUAACUUCGCAGCUGCCCCUUCUCAAUAAACUGUGCUUCACCUGC